Molecule: messenger RNA, 5848 nt
Organism: Trichoplusia ni (cabbage looper)
Lineage: Eukaryota; Metazoa; Arthropoda; Insecta; Lepidoptera; Noctuidae
Gene: kuz
Product: disintegrin and metalloproteinase domain-containing protein 10
Exons: 16
Coding region: 458-3172 (904 amino acids)
Biological process (GO): Notch signaling pathway; membrane protein ectodomain proteolysis
Cellular component (GO): plasma membrane
Molecular function (GO): metalloendopeptidase activity
Source: RefSeq, a predicted model, not a curated record
AAAAAAAUCAAUUCCAAUAUGUCAGGUUGUUGGGCAAGUCGAAAAUUUAGUUUAUAGUUUUUAAUUAUUUAGGCUAAGAAUAGGACGUUGUGAAUUAAACAAAUAAAUAUGGCACAACAAUACAACUUGGUGCAUUGUUGAUGAUUCAUUUAUGUUGCAAUGAGGUGGUUCUAAAUUUCGUUUCUCUUUUUGUUAGACACGGAAACGGUUCUUGUUGUUAUUUAUUGUUUCCAUUCAACUUAAAUUCGGCAAUCUUAAUAAGUUAAUCAUAGUGGUGAUAAAAGUGGCAAUUGGUUCUAAGUACAAAAAUAAUUUGUUGUAAUGUAAAUAAAAAAAUAUUGUUAGCUCGCGCAUGCGUUUGUGUCAAAAACAGACAAAGGUUUUGUAUGGUUUGGAAUCAGCUGUAUUUUAUGUGCGAUGACUUAGUGAUACAAAAAGUGUGUGUUUGCAAGCGACAAUGUUCAGUGAAAUCGGAUAUAUAGUUUUUCUACUUCUUGCUCUACCAUACAUCGAAAGUGCUUCUCGUCGUCGUCUGAACGAGUACAUCGAGCACUACGAGGCGUUGGACUACGACCCCGAUACGUUGCACGCGCAGCACUUGCGUGCCCGACGCUCAAUAGAUGCGCCAUCAGACUUGCGACUCAAGUUCCGCGCGCACGGAAGGAGUUUUCACCUGCGAUUGCGGCGCGACUUGUCCGCUUUCAGCGAAGACUUUAAAAUUGAGGGCACUAAAGGGCAGCUACAUGAAGUCGACACAUCACACAUUUAUCACGGAGAGUUGGCUGAUGAUCCACAGUCGACGGUGUUCGGUUCGGUGACGGACGGUGUCUUCGAAGGGAAGAUCGUAGCGAGCGAUGGUUCGUUCUAUGUGGAACAUGCCCGUCGAUACUUCCCUCCUAAUGGGACGCGAACCCGUGUCCACUCGGUGAUCUACCGAGAGGGUGACGUCAACGACCCGUACGCUCAUCGAAGACAUGGUCACGUGGGCGGUUGCGGCAUCACCGACGAGGUCGUCCAGUGGAUGGAGCGUAUUCAGAACUCGGGCGUGGACGACGAGCCGCAGUCGUCGCCUGCGCCCGCGCCCUCGACGCCGACGCAUGGGCACCACGCGCCCCCCUCUCCUCCUCCCCACCCCAAUAGUUUGAGGGAUGAUGAGCCCAGAUACUGGGAUGUGCAUCACUACAAUAAGUACUCGCGCGCAGCUAACACCGGCGAGCACACGCGCACCCGCCGGGCGACCAUAGACAAGCGGAACACGUGCUCUCUGUACAUACAGACGGACCCGCUCAUAUGGAGACACGUUAGGGAGGGAUUCCCGGACCACCGAGAUCCCAGUAAAAAGAGUGAAGUGGAUAUGAAGACACGUGAAGAGAUCCUAUCUCUGAUAUCGCACCAUGUCACCGCAGUCAACUAUAUCUACAGUUAUACCAAGUUCGAUGGCCGACUCGAACACAGGAACAUCAAGUUCGAAGUUCAGAGAAUUAAGAUUGACGACGAUACAGCGUGUAAUACGCACGACUUCGCGGCCGAACCCAACCAGUUCUGCCUGGAGAACAUCGACGUGUCCAACUUCCUGAACCUGCACUCGCUCGGCAACCACGAGGACUUCUGUCUCGCAUACGUCUUUACAUACAGAGACUUUACUGGAGGCACACUAGGUCUAGCGUGGGUGGCGAGUGCGAGUGGUGCAUCAGGAGGCAUCUGCGAGAAAUACAAGACUUACACGGAGACGAUAGGCGGCAUGUAUCAGAGCACGAAGCGGUCCCUCAACACGGGCAUCAUCACCUUCGUCAACUACAACAGCCGGGUCCCGCCCAAAGUCAGCCAGUUGACGCUGGCUCACGAGAUCGGACACAACUUCGGAUCGCCGCACGACUACCCAUCGGAGUGUCGUCCGGGCGGGCAGCAAGGCAACUUCAUAAUGUUCGCGUCGGCCACGUCAGGCGACCGGCCCAACAACAGCCGUUUCUCAACGUGUAGCGUCGGCAACAUCAGCGCCGUCCUCGACGCUGUGCGCGACGGACGCAAGAGGAACUGUCUCACUGCCAGCGCUGGCGCCUUCUGCGGGAAUAAGAUUGUGGAGGUCGGCGAGGAAUGUGACUGUGGUUACGACGAAAUAGAAUGUAAGGACCGGUGCUGUUAUCCGCGACAGGUCAGCGCAUUGGAGAGAGAGAAGAAUUACACUGCCAAAGGCUGUACGAGGAGAGCUAAAACUCAGUGCAGUCCAUCACAAGGCCCGUGCUGUAACGGCAACACGUGUGAGUUCGUGCCGUCGUACCGCAACCAGACGUGUCGCGAGGCCUCCGAGUGCAGCCACGCGUCCUUCUGCUCAGGGAACUCGGCCGACUGUCCGGAGCCCAGAGCCAUGCCCAACCACACCAAGUGUAAUAAUGGCACGCAGCUGUGCCUGGGCGGCGAGUGCAGCGGCUCGAUCUGCCUGGCGUGGAACAUGAGCGAGUGCUUCCUGUCGUCUGCGCCGCGCGCGCGCGGGGACGGCGUGUCGGCCGUGGCGGACCGGCGCGCGCUGUGCCAGCUGGCGUGCCAGACCGGCCCGCGCCCGGACUCCUGCCGCAGUACGGCGGACUUCGCGGCGCGCGUGGGCCUGCCGCCCGGCGGGAUCAGUCUGCGGCCCGGCUCGCCCUGUGAUAACUUCCAGGGUUACUGCGAUGUGUUCCUUAAAUGCCGCGCAGUAGACGCGGAAGGUCCGCUGGCACGGCUGAAGAACCUGCUGCUGAACCGCGCCACACUACAGACCGUGCAGGCCUGGGUCACGGAGCAGUGGUGGGCCGUGCUACUGGCAGGAGUGGCGCUCAUCGUGUGUAUGGGGGCCUUCGUUAAGUGCUGCGCCGUGCACACGCCUUCUUCCAACCCCAAGCGACCGCCUGCCAGACGGUUGUCGGAGACGCUACGGCGACCGAUGAACACAUUGCGGCGUAUGCGGCACGCGGGCGGGGCGGGCAGCGCCGCCGCGGCUGGACGCUCGCCUGCGCGGGCGCCGCGUCCCGGACAUAGGCGCGCGCGGACACAUAAAGGUUACGCACCGCCGCUCACGUAUGCACACAGAGAUCUCGUAGCAGCAUCGGCGCCGGCAGGGCCGAGCGGCAGACGGGGCGAGCCGUACGCGAACGCGUACCCGCAGUCGUACGAGAUGCGGCCGCCGCAGAAGGUCUGACAGUACGAGUACGUCGCGGGCGCGGGCGGCGGCGAGGCGGCGCUGGAGCUGGUGGCGCUGGCGCCGGGCGUGCCGCUGCUGCUGGGCUACGUGUACCGCGAGGACGCGCGCACCGUCACCGUGGGCUCGCAGACCACCAUCACGCUGCACUCGCCCGACGCGCUGGCCGUCACGCGCCCGCCGGACCGCCCGCGCGACGGCCCGCGCGACCGCCCGCCGCCCGACAUGUAGGCCGCGCCGGGGACACACUUAUUUGCUCAACGCGGGCCGGCGCGAGCGGUCCGCCCUCUCUGAGCUCAAAUGUAGAAAAUAUUCGCAUGCCACGCGGCGAUCGAUCAAAUUAUUAUUUUUAUACAGAAAAUACCAGGGAACUCUUAGGGACGGCGCGAUGACCGUGUGAACCAGUGAUACGUUUUAACUGUUCAGUAGAGUGUUGUUCCCGUAACCGGACAUUUAUGUAUAUUUUUGUAUAUAAAUGGAGAGGUAUACAAAGGCUACGAUGUAAAAAUAUCAUACGACUAUAAACCAGAACGUUCAUACCGACUCUUAGAGAUAAUUGUAAAGUAACUGCAUUGUUUUACUCGAAUCUCCGUAAUUGUAAUUUUUAUAUAAAGUUAUUUUUAACGUAUUUAAUGUAACGUAAGUGGAAUGUCGAGGUGCCAUUAUACCGAUUUGUAUUCCUGUUCCUUUAAUAGUUAGUUCUUCAUUUUUCACUCCAUCGUGAUAAUGCAUUCGACGUAAUGUACAUUUUAUAAUAAUUUCAUUAGGGCUCAAAUAAUUACAUAUUUUCAAAAUUUGCAUUUAGUCUUCCUACGGCAAUGAAUAUACUUUUUGGUAUUCGUUUAUUUUAUUUAUCCUAUUUUAAGUAGAGUGUAAUGUGGAAUUCAACAAUAUUGCCAAAUGAUCAAAUGUUAUUAGACUGAACCAUGUUGCUAAGAUGACAUUUACAAACUCAUUCCUUGUAUUAUUUAGUAACUGUAUGAGUUGUGCGCAGAGUGGCUCAAGUGGUUUCCACGCAUUGUGUUGAAUGGUGUUCUAACAAACUUGCAUAUCACACACCGCUCCCUUCCUAUUCCUCCUAUACCUGUGUAUCCGAAUGUUUUGUCGUACAGUCCAAUUGAUCUCUUUGAUAGAUUACGAGAUUAUGUUUACAAUCUUAUUGCGUAGUAUUAUUACUUUCCGUCGUGCAAGCCAAAGAGCAUGAUGUAUUUUUAUUAUUUCUAUACAUUGUAAUAUUAAGAAUCGGUCUUAUAAGUAUACCAUAUUAAUGCCAUUUUAUUAGUGAAUGUCGAAACAAUACGCAAGUUCUUGUAAUUGUACUAUAAUACUGUAUAUUUGUAUGUAUGUAAACUGAGGGUAAUGUUCUGUUGUAGAAUGACUUGACCAAUCGUGUAACCGACGGAUACAUUAUGUCCGUCAAUAGUAGUACUCAAUGGCAUUAUUUCUCCUAAGUGUAAGCUAGAUUACCGUAAUAGAUUAUUUAAAUGACAAUGUGAAUAUUUUUAAUUAACAAGAUGAAUGUUACAACAUGUGAUUUCAAAAUAAUAAAAAAACAAUAAAUUUUACAUGAAUUCGAUACUUUCAUUUACUUUCUUCUGUUCGUAUAACUUUAUUGACCUUAGCCCAAUUUCCUUUCCGAAUCUUAUUCGGCUAGAAAUUUAGUCCAGGCCAACAUCAGUAUCAUCAUAAGACUACCCGGUACAAAGAAACAAGUAUUGAAAUACGUCUAAUAUUUUUAUAUAUUGAAAUUUCUAUCUAUAUUACAAGUCUGUAACACAGAUAGUAUGAAGUCUUCUCACAAAUUCUACUUUCCAUGGGUUUUAUUGAAUUGUAUAACGUGAAUAAAACAAAGUUUAUAUAUUUUUCGAGUUUAAUAAAGGAUAUAUCUGUAUAUACAAGGUACAAAAGUAUCGUAUCAAUAACUAGACAAUAAACAGCGAUCGAAUAAAUAUCGACGUGUAAGUCAAUACCUAUAAAAUACAAAUUAAUGCAAUAAAUUAGCAUGUGCCACAAUGCAUUCAAUUUCACUUAUCUAGACUUUAAAAAAGCACGAAGUGAAUUUAAUAAAGCUGUGCAUAGAUACAACAACAAAAAAGAAGAACCGAGAUAUCUUCCAUGCGUGGAAACGAUUCAUAAAAACGUAAAAAUCUAUUUUGUCGAAAAUAUGUAUACAUAUUAUAUUAAUAAAUAUUUCAGAAAGUUUGUUUGAUUUAUCGAAAAAACGAAAAAUCUGUUAAAUGAAUUUGUUGAGGAAUGACGUCAAAAAGGGUGCUCCCGUAUUUAUUUUAUUUUUCGACAAAGCAAUAACCACGUCUAUUAUUUUUUGAUAAUUAACUUCAUAGACGAAAACAGUCAACAUCAUCUACACAUACAGCGGAGCGCAUUAGUCAUACGAAUCAGUAGCUUCCGUAAUCCAAACGGAUUUCCUAUUAACUACAGUAAUGAUAUAAUUACAUACAAACAAUUGUAUUACUAUGUAGGUACCUAUUUAUCUAUGUACCAGUGCUCGUUGCUAUUGACUAUUACAUUGAAUGAUUGAAUCAACUAUAAAUAGAGAUAUUCGUAAACCUAAUGUAGUUGGUGUUAUAAGUUAGGUUAAUUUUAUCUUACAUAUGAACAUUGCAGUGCUAUUUUCUGAAUUUAAUGGUUAAAAACGUUGAAAUGUGUUUUCUUUAG